This is a messenger RNA of Cladophialophora immunda, 855 nucleotides long. RefSeq lists its product as uncharacterized. Gene Ontology annotation, molecular function: hydrolase activity, acting on ester bonds. The transcript has a single exon. Lineage: Eukaryota; Fungi; Ascomycota; Eurotiomycetes; Chaetothyriales; Herpotrichiellaceae. The record is from RefSeq and is a predicted model, not a curated record. Bases 1 to 855 code for a protein of 284 amino acids.
AUGAGACCUAUUGUCGUCAAAAAGAUCGUUCUGUUUGGUGAUUCGCAAACUGAGCAAAGUUCCAAUCAAGCUGGUGGCUUCAACCUUGCGCCGGCGCUGCAGCACGAAUACUGGUCCAAGUUACAGGUCGUAACACAUGGAUAUGGCGGGUACAACACGGAACAUGGACGCCACAUCAUCGACGCCAUUCUGCAGGCAGAAACGCCGAUAGUGACCCAUACCACAGAAACUCGCAAUGCUGUGAUCAAGUUGUUGGUGAUGUUCUUUGGUACAAACGAUGCGGCAGAUCCCAGCCACAACACACAUUCACAAAGCGUGCCAAUCGACAGAUAUAAGGAAAAUCUAUCGUACAUGGUGGCAGCAGCCAAGCGACAUGGAGUUGAAGCAGUGGUCCUUGUAGGGCCUGCACCAGUCAACGAGCUCGCGCCUGAAGCGCCACUGGAUCGAUAUACCGAGAGGGCGAGACUGUACUCGGAUGCCGCAGCACAGGUCGCCAGACAAUUUGGAAAGCAAAGGAAUGUCGCUUUUGUUGACCUGUGGCAGGCAUUCAUGGAUGCUGCGGGGUGGAGCGAAGGACAGCCUAUCCCCGGGCAGAGGGAACGCGUUGAGGGCAAUCAAUUAGAUUCUUCCUCUCAAGGCCUCGCCACUCCUGGAACGCUCGCCGGGUUAUUGGCCACGGAUGGCGUCCACUUGACAGCGACCGGAUACCGAAUCUGGUACGGCCUGCUGCUGCAGACAGUCCGCGAACAGUGGCCGGCACUCAGGUCCGAAAAUCUGAAGACGAUCUUCCCACACAUUUUUGACAUAGACCCGAAGGACCUGCCCUCGUCAUUAUGGCAGCAUUUAGAGGACUGA